UCUAAAGAAUCGAUCGAGGCAAAUAAAGCCUACUGGCGACUGAUUGCAAGAAUCCAGUUGAAGUCUCGCAAUGGAGUCAUGAGCAGUUCAUGUCAUGGCACUCGCGCAAUCCCUGAUAGUAUCGGUAGUAGGCUUCACUGUUGGCUAGCGUGAUCCCUGAAAAAAUACGCAUGUCGUAGGCCACCCACAAUAAUAGGAAGCCAACCAAAAGGGCCCCUUGUUAUUUCAUUUUAUUUUAUUGCAGAAAAAGGGCCAUUGGCACAUGUACUUGGUUGGCAUUUGUGAAAAAUUUCUGUUCGGUUCUAAAAUGAAGAUUGCCAAUUAGUUGAUAUCUCAAAAUAAAUCUAUGUGUAUAUUGUAAAUUUAUAAGCCAUCGCAAUGUCAAACAAAGCCUGACUUGCGUAUCGCAACGAUGCCUUCACGUCAUAUAACGUUGCAUACGUUGAUAGUAGGCUCACCAAAGUUGGUCAUUUUUUCUCUCUUGGUGUAGCUUAUAUUAGUAUUGCCUUGCAAGAAAUUAGCAAAUAGAAAUGGACACCAUCAAAUGAUGGAAAAUGCCAAGGGAAAGGAGUGCCUUCUUUUCUUUUCUUUUCAGAGGAUGAGUAAAGCAUAAACCACACCUUUCUCUGUCUAUCUGUCGCACGCACAAUAUUAGUCACUUGCACUUCAAGUCCUCCUCGUCCUCUUUCUUUCUCCUACUCGACUACUACUCGAUCGAUCUUCUCCUGUUCUGUACUAUAAAUUACCACACACUUGCAAGCCAAGGUAUACGCAUGCGCAUGCAUCCAAUCAUCUGCAUUUCGCGCCAUUAGACACGCCUUUGUUUAGACAAACAACUUCAGCAGCGUGCAAUGGAGGCAGGGAGGAGGAGAAGCGCGAGAGUGAUGCUGUUCUUGGUGCUGGUGAUGGUGUUCGUGGCCGUGGAGAGGACGGCAGUGGGCGACGUCGACGGCGGCGGCGGUGGCGGUGGCGGUGGAGGUGAGGAUAGGGAGUGGUUCUUGAAGCUGUGGACGGACGGGGGUGGAGAAGCUGAGGAGGAUCACUUGAAGUGGGAGGAGGACGACGAUGACGACAACGACGAUGAGGAGGAUCACAUCAUGAUGCUAGGUACGGGGAUCGGCCGGCCGCCGACGGGGAGGAACGUGGUGAACGUCGACAGCUUCGGCGCCGUGGGCGACGGCAACGCCGACGACACCGAGGCAUUCCUGAACGCGUGGAAGACGGCGUGCUCGCUGGACAGCGCGGUGUUCUUGGUGCCCGGCGGCCGCCGCCGCUACAAGGUCGGCGCGAGCAAGUUCAUGGGGCCGUGCAAGGAGAAGAUGAUCAUUCAGAUCCAGGGGACGAUCGUGGCGCCGGAGGAGCCGUCGGAGUGGGACCCGCGGAGCCCACGGCUGUGGCUGCUCUUCUCGGGGCUCGUCGGCGCACGCGUCCAGGGCGGCGGCGUCAUCGACGGCGCCGGCUCCAAGUGGUGGGCCAGCUCCUGCAAGAUCAACAAGUCCAACCCAUGCAAACCUGCUCCCACGGCCUUGACGAUCGACUCGUGCAGGGGCGUGAGGGUGAGGAGCCUGCGCGUGCAGAACGCGCAGCAGAUGCACCUCACCGUGUCGCGGUCGCGGAACGUGCGCGUCGCGGGGCUGCACGUCGAGGCGCCGGCGGACAGCCCCAACACCGACGGGAUCCACGUCGCCGAGUCCACCGCCGUCACCAUCCAGAGCUGCCGCAUCGCCACCGGGGACGACUGCAUCUCCAUCGCGAACGCGAGCUUCAACGUCCGGAUGAAGAACAUCGACUGCGGCCCGGGCCACGGCAUCAGCAUCGGGAGCCUGGGGAAGGACAGCACGUUCGCGGCGGUGGAGAACGUGGUGCUGGACACGGCGAGGAUCAGCCGGGCGCAGAACGGCGUCCGGAUCAAGACGUGGCAGGGCGGCGCCGGUUACGUCCGCAACGUGCGUUUCUCCAACGUCGUCGUCGAAGACGUCGACCACCCCAUCAUCAUCGACCAGUUCUACUGCGACUCCAUGAAUCCCUGCCACAACCAGACGUCGAACGUGCAGGUGAGCAACGUGGCGUACCGCAACAUCAGUGGCACGUCGCGGCGCGCGGAGGCGAUCAAGUUCGCGUGCAGCGACGCCGCGCCCUGCAGCGACAUCGUGCUCAGCGACAUCAACCUGCUGCGCGGCGACGGCGGCGCGGGCGAGGUGCAGGCCGUCUGCAACUGCGCCACGGGCGCCGACUACGGCCGCGUCCGCCCCGCCGCCGACUGCCUCAGGAGCAGCACAUGCGGCGGCGCGCCCGACGACCACACCGACGAGGACGACGACCAUGUCGAGGCCAUCCCGCACACCGAGCUCUGAGCUCAGAUGCUCGUCGCUCUUGCUGUCAUGCAUGGAUGCUAAGACCAAUACUUACUUAACAAACUCUUUUAACUCUGACG
This is a messenger RNA of Phragmites australis (common reed), 2434 nucleotides long. RefSeq names its product probable polygalacturonase At1g80170. NCBI's taxonomy places the organism in Eukaryota, Viridiplantae, Streptophyta, Magnoliopsida, Poales, Poaceae. Bases 852 to 2354 code for a protein of 500 amino acids. Gene Ontology annotation, biological process: carbohydrate metabolic process. Gene Ontology annotation, molecular function: polygalacturonase activity. The record is from RefSeq and is a predicted model, not a curated record. The transcript is spliced from 7 exons.